Centrocercus urophasianus (Greater sage-grouse) is the source of this 1016-nucleotide messenger RNA. RefSeq names its product selenoprotein M (gene SELENOM). NCBI's taxonomy places the organism in Eukaryota, Metazoa, Chordata, Aves, Galliformes, Phasianidae. The record is from RefSeq and is a predicted model, not a curated record. Gene Ontology annotation, molecular function: oxidoreductase activity. The transcript has 5 exons. Gene Ontology annotation, cellular component: endoplasmic reticulum lumen.
AUGCGGCGGGCGGUGCUGGCCGUGCUGCUGCUGCUGGCGGCGGCGGCGACGGGGAUCGAGCGGCGGCCGCCCCGGGGCUUGGCGAGAGGCAAAGUGGAGACGUGCGGCGGGUGACGGCUGAGCCGGCUGCCGGAGGUGAAAGCCUUCGUCAACCAGGACAUCCCGCUGUACCAUAACCUGGAGAUGAAGCACCUGCCCGGCGCCGACCCUGAGCUCGUGCUGCUUAGCUUCAGAUAUGAGGAGCUGGAGAGAAUCCCCCUGAGUGACAUGACUCGGGAGGAGAUCAACCAGCUGGUGCAGGAGCUGGGCUUCUACCGCAAGGAGACUCCCGAAGCCCCUGUGCCCGAGGAGUUCCAGUUUGCCCCUGCCAAGCCACUGCCCACCCUAAUACCCCGCAGAGCUCCUGCAGCUGACAGCAAGACCCUGUCUGAACAGGACAAGAAGGACCACCCAGACCUGUAGUGAGCAGUGCCAGGCGGUGGGAGGGCCUGCAGCCAGUCCUUAGAGCGUGGGGUUGAGGAUGUUAGGACAGCUCUUCACACAUGGCUGGGGAGCAUGCCACAGGGUGGUGAGAGUGUGAACAGGAAGCAGAGAGAUGUUCCCUGCUGCUACCUCUGUUGCUUGGUGCUCUGUAGCCUCUGUUCCAAGGGUGCCCUGAAUGAUGCCAGCCUUGAGCAGAGGCUCCUAAGCACUGCGGACAUUGGAGUGAGCCUGUGUGCCUGUCCCUGCCUUCCCCCUGAGCCAUGCAGCCCAGACAUUUUGGCAUGAUUGGUAAGGAGAAGGAGAGAUCUUUUUGCUCUUUUCCCAUGCCUCAAGGUCCAGUCAACUCCUGGUGCUGGACAGCAGUAUCCUACCUGCACAGGACAGGAUGAAACUCUCAGCAGAAAGCUCCACGUGCUGAGGGCAGAUGUAUUGAGUCCUGGAGGUGGGACAGCUGCCUCCCAGGAGGGUAUGGCUUUACAUCACCAGCAAGGCUGCCUCUAUCAAGCACACAGUAAAGCCCUUGCCUACCAUCA